Molecule: messenger RNA, 1638 nt
Organism: Aspergillus melleus
Lineage: Eukaryota; Fungi; Ascomycota; Eurotiomycetes; Eurotiales; Aspergillaceae
Exons: 9
Coding region: 1-1638 (545 amino acids)
Biological process (GO): transmembrane transport
Molecular function (GO): transmembrane transporter activity
Source: RefSeq, a predicted model, not a curated record
AUGUCAAACUCGCCGAUAUCGCAGAGACAUAUCGAGCAAAAAACUCCAGAACAAGAGCCCCUAGCCCUAGAUGAGAAUCUUCCGGAUGAAGAGAAGCGACGAAUUCAUGGAAUUCGAUGGUUUCUUUUGGUUACUAGCACGUUGACAGGCAAUUUCAUCUAUGCUCUGGAUAAUACCAUCGUCGCUGAUAUUGCACCGGCUAUCGUUAACCAUUUCGAUGCGGUCGAGAACUUGCCGUGGUUAUCAGUUGGGUUUAUGAUUGGUGGAGUGGCAAUGGUUCUUAUUUACGGCAAGCUAUACGCGCUAUUCGACUCGAAAUGGCUGUAUAUCACAUCCACGGUUAUCUUUAUGGCCGCUUCUGCACUCUGCGGCGCCGCUCCUACCAUCAACGCUGAGAUCGUUGGGCGCGUGUUCGCAGGUGCAGGUGGAAAUGGAAUGUACUUUGGCAUUCUAGACCUUCUAUCAACGAAUACGACCAGCCGUGAGCGUCCGCAAUACUUGAGCUUGACAGGCCUAGUCUGGGGUUUAGGAACCGUCCUGGGUCCCGUCGUUGGGGGUGGCUUUGAAAAGUAUACUUGGCGCUGGGCAUUCUACAUUAAUCUACUCUUCGGCGCCAUCCUUAUACCGACCUAUGUUUUCGUGAUUCCGUCUAAAGAUCCAGCACCGGGAGUAUCCUACCGACAAAAGCUUGCCAGUUUUGAUUGGGUUGGCAGCAUACUGAACGUUGCUGCAUUUGCGACCCUAGUGAUGGCGAUUAAUUUUGGCGGAACUCUCUAUGCGUGGAAUAGUGGCCAGAUUAUUGCGUUGUUCAUAGUGUCCGGCACGCUUUGGGUCUUAUUUGGCAUCCAGCAAGCUUUGACUAUUGCUACCUCCUUGCAGGGUCGGCUACUGCCCAUGUAUCUUUUCAGGCAGAAGGAACCGACCCUACUAUUCUGUGCUUGCGCUGCAGUAGGAAUGGUGACAUAUCCAACUGUGUACUACAUACCCAUCUACUUCCAGUUCACUCGGGGCGAUGAUGCAAUCCAAUCUGCGGUCCGGUUGCUUCCCUUUAUUUUUCUAUUGAUUGUGGCCAUUCAGUCCGGUGGCGCCUUGAUGUCUCGCUUUGGUUAUUAUAAGCCAUGGUAUUUACUCGGCAGCACAGUAGCCCUGGUCCCAGCAAUUCUGCUAGCUACUAUUAUCCAAGUCCACACAAGACCGGCCAUUCUCUACGGACUUGAAAUUGUGAUCGGACUAGGCGCCGGUUCAUACACUCAGGCAGCCUUUGCUGUGAUCCAGGCCGUCGUGGCCCCCUCUGAAGCGGCCGAUGGUCUUACUCUGAUGCUGCUCGCUCAACUCACCGGAAUGACCCUUGGACUCUCCAUCACCGGUGCCGUUUUCGUCAAUGUCGCCCAAAAUGGUCUUUUCAAGUUACUUCCCCAUCUACCCCGGGAGCAGGUUUCUCAAGUUGUCUCAGGAACCAGCAGUGCGCUGCUCAAAAAACUCCCAGAUCCUGUUCGAGAACAGGCGCUGGAUGUAAUCGUGCACGCUUGGCGAUAUCUUUUCGCUUGUGUGACUUUCGGGGCUGGAGCCAGCCUGCUCUCCGCGGUCUUCAUGGCAAACAAACGUGCCAACAUGGUAGCUGCUGCAGGCGGGGCUUGA